CCCCUCCUCGCCGUUACCCUGUACAUCCGGGUCACUUGCCCUCCCCGUUCGGAGCCGCCGCUGCUGCUGUUGCUGUUGCCGCUGCCGCCGCCGUCGCCGCCGCCUGGCUCGUCGCGGCUCCGCCACAGGGGCAGGUGCGGAGGGGCUCCCGGUCCGGCCGCCGCCGCUGCCCCGCUCCGGGCCCGGGGCUCCCUCUAGCGCCGCUGAGGGGCCGCCGCCGCGGCUCAAGGAGGGCGGAGGAGCGGGGCUGAGAGAGUCCGGAGGCUCGAGCGGAGAAUAGAAGGACAAGAACAGAAUCACCAGCACUGGCUGAAGCUUUCUUUCAGUAGAAGAGGUAUGUGUUUUUCUUUGAAUUCCCUUUUAAGCCAUUUUAGCUAUCACCAGUAUUGUUAAUCAGGAAAGGUCUAACAUAAUUCUGGUGGUUUAUGUAUAUGUUAGAAAGGAAGAAGAAGUUUUUACGCACUUUCUUAAAUGAGAAUUCUCCCUAUUAUUGGUUUUGGUCCUUUUGAAAAAGUCUUUGAAGUAAAGAACACAUCAACAACAACAAAAAGUUACUGAUGCAGGGUUCUGAGUACUUAAACAUUUUUAAUCCUGUAAUUGUUUUGAUUAUUACAAGUUAAUAGGUAUUUGAAAAUGUCAUUUUCUGUAGACAUACUUCGUGUUAUCAAGUGAAAAUGAUCAGCUUAAAAUCUCUGUGCUCUUCCUAGUCAUAAACAGAGAUAUUUACAUUUCAAAACUUGCCUGUCAUUUUACUAGAACUGAUAAGACAGUUAUCGUGAUGAUCUUUUGGAAUUGUAAUUACCUCACCUACUCUGUAUGUUACAGUGCAGGAGUUCUCAACCAUUUUUUGUGCCAUGGACCUCUGGUAAUCUGGUGAAGCUUGUGAAUCCCUUCCCAGAACAAUGAUUCUACAAAUGAUUCAUGAUUUUAUGAAGCAAAAUAUAUAUGAUGAAAAAAGAAAUUAGUUAUAUUGAAGUACAGCUAACAAGUACUAAAAAUGCAAAUUUUUGAUAGAGUGAUAUAUAUGCUUCUCACAUUAGAGAGUGAGCUUUAGCAAUAAUUCUGUGAAAUACUGUAGUUACAGUGAUGAGUUUGCAAUAAUUAUAGUAUAAUAUGAAAGUACCUGUGAUUUCUGUUGAUGACAAGUUCAUAGGUAUUUCUAACACUACUAUACUUUGUUGCCUAUAAUCUUGAUUGAAGGACUUGCAGAACUUCAUAUAGAGGCUAGUGAAAAGGUUCCCAUCCAAACUCACAGGUCACUGAAUUCUUUCUCUGGAUCCCAGAUUAAGAGCUCUUGUUAACGAAAAGUCGGUUAGACCUUUCUUUGUCCAUCAUAUUUGAAUACGUGUAGUUUUUUAUGUUCUAUCUAAAUAAUCUUUUAUUUAUUUAUUAUUAUUAUUAUUAUUAUUAUUAUUUUACAUUUAUUUUUGAGAGACAGAGACAGAGUGUGAGCAGGGGAGGGACAGAGAGAGAGGGAGACACAGAAUCCGAAGCAGGCUCCAGGCUCUGAACUGUCAGCACAGAGCCCAACGUGGGGCUCGAACCCACGAACUGUGAGAUCGUGACCUGAGCCGAAGUCGGACGCUUAACUGACUGAGCCACCCAGGCGCCCCUCUAAAUAAUCUUUAAGAAGUAGAGUUACACCGUCUUGCAAAAUAUCCUAAUGGUGUAGCCUAGAAGUUCCUGAAAUAGUUUUGAAGAAACUUCUGUUUGCUGGUAAAUAAUCACAGAAACAGCAUGUUCUGUGGAAAAGAUAGUUGAAGAUAAGUGGUAAGCCUUGGAGAGUGCCCACCUUCAGAGAAUUCACAUUCUGAUUCAAGGAACAUGAAAUUAACACGUAGAAAAUAAAAUAAUCGAGUUUGAGAUGUCGAAAGUUUAACGAGAGAAACGUCCAUAAUUAAAUUCCACAGGAAGGAUGCAAAUAGUGAGGUCUGAUGCUUGUGUUGCGGAAUCACAAAAAAAGGUCAAGACUUGUGAAAAGUCACCAAGUGUUUUACAGUUAUCUCAGCAGUAUGAACUGGACAGUGUUCAGGUGCCAGCCUAAGCUAGAAGAGCUCAGAAUGGUGUCACUGAAUUUGUCAAAUGGUUGUUCAGCACCUUGCAGCUGACUACAGAUGAAGGGAAUGGCAGAUCUUUUGAAGCUUGGCUGAGAGCAGAAAUGGCACCAUUACUUGUCUCGAAGGCGACAUGUUGGGGCAUCUGACUGUGGGGUAUUUUUUGGUAGAUUUGUUCUGUCAGUGUGAUCUGCUGAUGCCGUAUUUUAAAUACGUUCCUAAAGCCUGCACUGUCCAGGUCAUUGGAUUAAGCCCCACUUUUUAAAAACUGAUUUGCCACUUUUGCCAAGUCACCAAGUUUCUAUAGUCUUCAGUUUCUUUCUAUAAAAUUAGAGAACUGAGCUACAUGAUUUCAAGUCCUGUCACAAGCCCUAUAUUCGGGGCUGAUUUUCUACCUUUUCUCAUACCGCUCACUUCCUUCCUCUUUUUCCCUACCAGCAAUGUUUGAAAUAUGGUAAAAAUACUCAGAAUUGUUAAGUGAUUUGAGCUUUGAUUUAAAUAAAUAUUGCCUUAGUAAAAACUGUGCGAAACCUUAAAUCUGUAAUUAUUAGGUAACAUACUUAGUUCAAAAACAUUUUUAAAAAUUUUUUUUAAUGUUUUAUUUAUUUUUGAGACAGAGAGAGACAGAGCAUGAGCAGGGGAGGGGCAGAGAGAGAGGGGGACACAGAAUCCGAAGCAGGCUCCAGGCUCUGAGCUGUCAGCACAGAGCCCGAGUCGGGGCUCGAACUCACGGGCCGUGAGAUCAUGACCUGAGCCGAAGUCGGACGCUUAACCGACUGAGCCACCCAGGUGCUCCUCAAAAACAUUUUUAUGAUGUAUACAUUCUGCAUUUUGGUCUGCUGGAUUCUUUUUCGUAUUAUAGGAGAUACGUAUUGUAGGAGAUAUAAAUGUAGAAAGAUUAUUCAAGUACCUAUCUUUAAGAUGAUACGAUUACCAAAAAGAAAAUUUGUAUUUUGUUUUUGUAUUCUGUUUGAUUAUGAUGAGCCUGGAGGAGUUAUAUUUAAGCAAAUCAUUUUAAUUGAAGUUCAGGAACAAGGGAAACAUUUGUGCCCUCCUGUAAUUUCACUGUACUAAAUUCCUUUAGCAUGCCAGGCUCAAACAGAAAGACCUGACAAAUGGUAGGGAAAUAUGUAAGGACAUUUCUUAGCAUCUGUCAUCUUUCUCUAGUCAUCAUAGUUUUUUCUUAAAUUUCUUUUUCUGUGAGAAUUUUAUUCCUGACUUAGAAAUGUUAGUACUAGUAUUGAAUUAAUUUCUUUCUGGAACACUUAAUAUUUUCCUUCACUCUUUUUGGAUGAAUUGUGUGUAUUUUCAUUUGUGACUAAGCAAUAUGGCCAAAUGGUUAAGAGAACUGCUAGAAGACAGAUUUGCCUGAGUAAGAAUUCCAGCUUCAUUGUUUACUGAUUUGUUGACCUUGAGAAAGUUAUUUAAUCCUUUGACCUUCAGGUUGCUCAGAAGUAAAAUGAGGAUCGAAGUGCUAGGCAACCUCAAAAGUGGUUGAGGAUUUUGUAAGAUACUACUGUGUAUGUAUUACUUGGCAUCGUGUGUGGCACACAGAAAGGCCUGUCGCUGGUUUUUACUGUCAUUUGGUCCUGAUAGCAAGGUGCUGGGUGGGGCAAAAUGGUUUUGUUGCCCUUUGUUCCUUCAGUCUGUAAUGUUUAAGAAGGUCCUUUGUGAUGAGUAUUCCUAAAUAUCUCCAUUUAAACUUUAUUCUCUUUCAGAAGCUCAAUCCUUACAAUUGCUAGACAGGAGAAUACCUUGUUAGUAACUUUUUGCCUGUGUGAGUGUAUGUAUAUUGUCUAAUGGGUAACUUUCUUUUGACCUCAGUUUAACAUGUUUUCAGAUAUUUCAGAUAGUUACUGGGUUGUCACGUGGCACAUGGACUGACUGUUUAGUUCUCAGAGGCCAGUGAGAACCAGGACUGAUGAGGAGAGAUUAACAAAUGGGCGAAUAUCAGCUUUAAGACAAGUUUUGUGUGAUUCUUUGCAGGAUUCAUGUUGGAUUAAUUGUGUAUUAUUUAAUCAUCGGCCGAAGUUUCUAAAAAAGUUCCUAAAAAUUGAAAUCUAAAACUUGAGUCAUUUGAAAGUCGAAUGAGUGACUCUGGGUGUGGUCACGUAGAGUGAAAUACUGAAGCAGGGGCUGCUUGGCUGCUUGGCACAGAUGUUGUAGAAUACGUUCAUACCAAGUGUAAGUGCUUGAGUUUGAGUUUCCAUUUUAGCACCUGUCGCAUUUAGUUUGGGCCGCUAUAACAAAAUACAGUAAACUAGAUGGCUUACAAAUAACAAAUUUAUUUCCCACAGUUCUGGAGGCUGGAAGUCCCAAGGUCACACUUCCAGCAUGGUUGGGUCCUAGUGAGGCGUGCUUCCCGGUUCAUACAUAGCUGUCUUCUUCCUGUGUCCUCACAUGGUAGAAAGAAAGCAAGGGAGCUUUUGGGGGUCUGUUUUAUGAGGACAUUAAUUCCAUUCAUGAGGCUUUCACACUGAUGACCUAAUCACCUCUCAACGGGUUUAAUCACAUUGGGCAUUAGGAUUUCAACAUAGAAAUUUUAAGGAGACACAAACAUUUAUGUUCUUUUAUACUUUUCUGUAGAACAGAAAGAGCUGAUAUAUAAAAUAGGCUCGAUAGCAAAACCAGACAAGAAGAGAAAAAAAUUAUAGGUCAGUCUUAUUUAUGAAAUAAUCCAAACUGAAAUAUUAAACCAAAUCUAGAAAUACAUUUUUUUAAUUAAAAAAACUUUAUUUAAUGUUUAUUUUUGAGAGAGAGAUUGCGAGAGAGAGAGAGAGAGAGAGAGAGAGAGAGAGAGAGACUGUGCGAGUGGGGGAGGGGCAGAGAGAGAGAGGGAGACACAGAAUCUGAAGCAGGCUCCAGGCUCCGAGCCGUCAGCACAGAGCCUGACAUGGGGCUCAAACUCAUGAACUGCGAGAACAUGACCUGAGCUGAAGUCAGAUGCUUAACCGACGGAGCCACCUAGGCACCCCAAAAUACAUUUAUUUUUUAAUGACUGUAUAGAUUUGGUCCCAGGAAAGCAAGGAUGGUUUAGCAUGGAAAAAUGUAUUCAUUUGGGGGAACCUGGGUGGCUAAGUCAGUUGAGUGUGCAACUUUGGCUCAGGUAAUGAUUUCACGGUUCGUGAGUUGGAGCCCUGCAUCGGACUCACAGCUAUCAACGUGGAGCCCACUUUGGAUCCUCUGUCCCCCUAGCUCUCUGCUCACACUUACUUUCUCUCUCUCUCUCUCUCUCUCUCUCUCUCAAAUAAAUAUUAAAAAAAUGCAUUCAUGUAAUCUUAUGUUUUAUAAUCUCAUAUUCAUAGAUUAAAUGAAAAAAAAUAGUAUUAUAAAGAUGGAAGUUCUGCCUUGGAAUGGUGUGUGUAUAUUUAAUGCAAAAUCAAGUCAAAAUCCCAUUAAGAUUUUUGUAGAACUUGACAGUUACAUGGGUGAAUAAAAGGCCAAGAAUAGCUAAGGCAGUUUUGCAGGAAUCACUAGUUAAAUGAUCAACAUAGACCUCAAGGAAAAGUGGAUUACAUGGGACAAAAUGGUAUCAUAAACAAAGUUAAGACUGGGACACUGCGACAUUGCAGACUAGAAGAAGAUAUUUGCGGUGUGUUUAGGCAUCAAAAGAUUAGUAUCCAGAGUUCCUAUCUAGAAUUCCUAAAGCCCACCUGGAGGGGAAGGAAGGGUGUGAGUUCAGAAAACAUACCACCCUGGGAAUUUCAAACAGGGAAUGAAUUAAUGUUAAAGUUUAUUUAUCUGUUUUGAGAGAGAGAGAGAGAACAUGCAAGUGGGAAAGGAGAGAAAGAAUCCCAAGCAGGCUCUAUGCUGAGUGGGGCUCGAUCUCACAACUGUGAGAUCAUGACCUCAGCCAAAAUCGAGAGUCUGUUGUGUAACUGACUGAGCCACCCAGGUGCCAGCCAGGCGCCCCUAAACAGGGAAUUUAAUACAGAGGAUUGGUUACAAAGGUAUUAGACUAGAGGAGCAGAGGGGAAGAGGAGACGGGGGCAAAGAAAAGAUGGGUGGUGGUACUGCCGCCAGAGAUUAGCCGCUACCACUGCUCCACUGGAACCCACAGACUGCACUUGCUUCUGCCUCUGAUCGGGGCAGUGCAUACUGGCCCCACCUCAUCUGACUGUUCUUAGAGCAGCUGCUGGUCUGUCCCAGCCAGAGACAGGGAAGCUUCUUUCUCGGUCCUGCUUUCUCACCCUCUAGUGCCUCUUACUGACGUAACCUCACAGCUGGCAAGGAUGUUAUUUACAGAUGCUAAGCCCAGCAGUACAGAGUCCGGUGUAUAGAAAGGUAGGUGUGGGAGAGAUACUGGAAAAAUAAAUGCUACAAGUUGCAAAGAAUGUGAAUAUACAUUUUACAGAUGGCCUGUAAACAGAGAUAUAGGCACAUUUUUACUGGUAAUCAAGAAAAUAUAAAUUAAAACAUCAGUGAGAUAUUUCACAAUUUAAAAUUUGAAGCUUGAGGUUUUGGAGGAUGGGAGAGAAGAAGAUCUUUACUAGUGGAGCAGUGAAUUGAUAGAAGUACUUUGGAGAGCAGUUUGGCACAAUCUAGUCAAGUUACGGUUGCAUUUUAAUUUCCAGACUGCCGUCCAGUGGAAACUCUUGUACACAGGCCCAAGUAUAUACAAGUGUAUGUAGCGUGUGAAAGGAUAUGUGUGUAAAGCAUUCUUUGUUAUUAGAGAAAAACUGAGAAGUCACUGUUCCUCAAAAAGGCUUCAUUGACCUGUGGAAUAGUGUAUAACAUGUCAGUAAGUGAACGUGGAUAACACCAUUGAGUGUGAGAGGUGGAUUUUAAAGGAAUAUGUACAGUAUAGCAUUUACGAACAUUGAAAAGCAGAACAGUGCUGUUUAUGAAUAUGUACCUUACAGUAAAAAAUUUAAAAUACGUUUGGAAAGGAAGCAUACUUUUAAGAUUACCUUUAGGAGAUGGAGGAGAGGAAAGUUGGUUGGGGAAGGUUGGGAGGUUAAGUGCCCAAAAAUGUAGGGAGGUCUCUGAAGCAAAUCUGGCAAAAUGUCAUUGCUUUAAUCUGAGUGGUAGAGGGAGGCGGGUGGGGAUGGGCUACAUGGGUGAUGGGCAUUAAAGAAGGCACUUGUUGUGAUGAGCAUUGGGUGUUACCUGUAUGUGAUGGAUCACUAAAUUCCUCUGAAAACAAUAUUACACUGUAUGUUAGCUAACUAGAAUUUAACAAUUUGAAAAGAAAAACAAGCUGUUCAGUCAUCAAUGUAGCAUACAGACCACACACACACACACACACACACACACACGCGCGCGCGCGCGCAAUCUGGGUGUUACAGUAUGUGGAUACAUUUUUUUAUGUUUAAAUUAUUUUCUAAUUUAAAGAAAUAGAAAACAAGAAGGACUUAAGAACCAGUCCUUCUGGGAAGUCUUUGGUUAGGUGUUCCUUUUUCUGUGUGUUCAUUGUGGUGUUUGCCUGCUUCUGUAUGAAAGUAUGUCAGACCAUCUUGUCUGGUUUCGUACACUUGUCUGUGAGUUCCUCAGUGCCAAAUCUUCAGUAUCUGUCCCAGUAAUUGGCAGACAGGAGCUAAGGAAAGGUUGUUUGAUUUAAAACAGCAGCAGCCACCAGCAGGCGCUGUAAACACUGACUACCUGUUGAAAUGUGCAAGGUGCUACGGUUUUUAUUUAAUGGCUCAUCCAGGGGCCCCUGGGUGGCUCAGUCGGUUAAGCGUCCGACUUCAGCUCAGGUCGUGAUCUCACGGUUUGUGAGUUUGAGCCCCGCGUCGGGCUCUGUGCUGACAGCUCGGAGUCUGGAGCCUGCUUGGGAUUCUGUGUCUCCCUCUCUCUCUCUCUGCCCCUCCCCGACACGCGACCUGUCUCUCUUUGCCUCUCAAAAAUAAAUAAAACAUUAAAAAAAAAAAUGGCUCAUCCAUGCAUUGUUCCAUGUGUAUUGGAAAGAUUUCAGGCACCUGAAUUCCAAUCCAUUCGUUUUUUGGGAGCACCUUUGUUUUUUUUGUUGUUGUUUUGUUUUUAAUUUUUUUUAAUGUUUAUUUAUUUUUGAGAGAGACAGAGAUAGAAUGCGAGUGGGUUAGGGGCAGAGAGAGAGAGGGAGACAUAGAAUCCAAAGCAGGCUCCAGGCUCUGAGCUGUCAGCACAGAGCCCGACGCAGGGCUCGAACUCACGAGCUGUGAGAUCAUGACCUGAGCCGAAGUCGGACGCUCAACUGACUGAGCCACCCAGGCGCCCCUGGGAGCACCUUUGAAUGAGUCAUGUAUGUUCUUUGAGCAUUAGUGACUUUACAUUAAAACAUUUUUUAAAUUAUUGAUACAUACAAAAGAAUACCUUUAUUUGUAAAUGUGGAAGCCUAACAGACUCCCCUGAAUCCACCAGUAAUUGAAGAACUGAAAUGUUACCCACACCUUUGAAGUUGCCUGGUCCUAUGGGCUUGUUUCUCCCCAGAGAUAACAAGUAUUUAAAAUUUCAUGUUUAUCAUUCUCUCGAAUUUUAAAUAUAUAUUUUACCUUACAUGUGUAUAUAAUUUUUCGUGGAUUUCAAAAUAGUGGUACACUUUAAGAAAGUGAGUUGACGAUACUGUUUUUUGUCUGAGGACCAUAUUUUUUCAAGAAAAACCUUCAUCAUAAAUCCUUGUCAGUAAUUUUGAGUUUCAGUGUUUUUGUUUUUUGUUUUUUCGUAUUCCCAUCACCAUUCUGUAAAUUUCUUAAACUACUUGGAACUUUGUAUCAGUCCUCUCAUACCCUGUCUGUACCUGAGGCAAGACAUUGUAGCAGGAAGCAUUUCUUUUCAAUCUACACCUCAGGCAGUAAUUUGCAUUGGUGGUUUAAUUAUUAAUGGCUGGAAGCAUGGAAGAGUACUAUUACUAGUAAUCUCUGAAUCAAGCUCAAAGAUGCCGUGACAAUCUGGUGUAAUGUUAAUUUAUCAUGGUUCACUUCCAUUUAGGGAGCAGUGUUGGUCUCCUGAUUUAUUGUGUUUAUUGCGUAUAGCCAGUCAUACUAGUGAAUCUUUUAUUUAAAAUAGUGUAAAUGAGAGUUUUCGUUUUAAAAUAAUACUAAAUCUAAGUGUAUCCACUAGAUGUCAGCAUUAGGAAAGAUGCAGUGUAACAUAUGUAGAGUCCUAGCCAGAGCAAUGGGAGAGAUUUCAGUCUAACAAGUACUGUGUGAAGUCAUGUAUUUUGUGAAAGCGUCAAGACUAGAAAUCAGUUGUCCCAAUUUCAGUUCAGUUGUACAUUUAUGUUACGUUUCUUUAAGGCAAGUAACUUCUCUCCAUGUAAUUACUAGACUAAUGUAUUGCUCUUGACGUGUGCUAGGGAUUUAUGGUGAGAUUUUAGUACUUCUCUGGUGGUAUUAUGGCUGGGCACCUAGUAAUACCUGAAUCCUGCUUCUCCUCCUUUACAUUUUACAAAGGAAGGAGAGUCAAAGGAUCACUUUAUUAAUAGCUACACACUAGUACCUGAUGAUGAUAGAUUAGAUAUUGUUGGUAAAGGUAAGGACUAAGCUCCUCUCUACAACUUCCUCUGUACCAGUCAGAUUUCAACCAGGAUAGCAGAAACCGUGCUAGGUAUUUUUAAAAGGGAUUUAACAUAAGGACUUAUUUACACAAAUGUUGGAAGCCUGAGCAAAAAGAGGAUGCUGAGGUGUGCGUGUUUUUACUCACAACACUGCUGACAUUAAUUCUGAACUGUCUUCCAAAACCACUUCUGAUACCAAAUGUGCGGGGCUUUUUCCCCCCAUGCCAGCCAAUUCUCCCAACUCCCCAGACACCAACUGGGUGUCCUACAGUUCAUUUUGAUUCUGACUCGAUGUAGAGUUGGUGUACAGACUUCUCAGGGUAAGGGCUUCAUCCUACAAGACUCCGUUCCACUCCAGAUGCCAUUCACAAGUCUUCAGUCUCCUUUACUUCUGACCGUCCAGCUGUGAAAGGUGGUAGGGGUUCCCAUGACUCCUUCCUCAGUUUGAGAAUUUGCUAUAAUGGCGCACAGAACGCAGAAAAACAUUUUACUUAUACUAGUACCAGUUUAUUAUAAAGGACUUUAUAAAGGGAACAAAUGAACAGCCAGGUGAAGAGGUACAUAGGAUGAGGUCUGGAAGUGCCCUGAACAUGGGGGCUUCUGUCCCCGUGCAGUUGGAGUAUGUUUCCUUCCCGUGUGGAUGCGUUUCCUAGCUUGGAACUUCCUCAGACUCCAUGAUUUAGGGGUUUUAAUGGAGGUCCCAUUAUGUAGGCAUGACUGAUUAUAAAUCAUUGGCCAUUGGUGAUCAAUCCAAUCUCCAGUCCCUCUCCCCUCACCAGAGGUCAGGAGAUAAGGCUGAAACCUGAGUAUACCUUGUCUUUCUGGCAUCCAGCCCUAGUCUUAAAGCUGUCUGGGGGACUCAUUAAAAUAAGAGAUGCUUCUGUCACUCCCGAAGUUCCAAGGGAUUUAGGAGCUCUAGGUUAGGCAUGGGGGAGGGGGCGGUAAAGACCAAAUAUGUAUUAAGUUACAUGAGGUAACUAAGAUAUUAAUGGUACCCACAGGAAGCAACUGUCGGUCCUGGAGCUGGGGGAAAAGAAGGGACAAGGUAGGUUAGGCAGAAUUUUGGAGCUUGAAGGAGGAACUCCAUAAGGCUGGAAGCUCAGACCUCUUGGAGGGGGCCAGGCACUGUAAGGCAUUCCCCAGGAAGCUAGAGCCUAGAGCCAUACCGAGCUUUUGAUGACAGGAAAUGCUGACAGAACUUGAGAAACAAAAGAGAAACCUUCUUUUUUUAGUUUUAUUUAAGUAAUCUACCCAACGUGGGGCUUGAACACAGGACCCUGAGAUCAAGAGUCGCAUGCUCUUCUGAUUGAGCUAGCCAGGUGCCCCAAAAGAAGGACCUUCUUUCUUCCCACCUUCCAAUUUCCUUAUAGCUGAUGGGGCCCAGUGAGAAGCCAGGUAACAAAGUAGUCUAAGAAAUACAGUCUUCAGCUUCUUAGUCGUAACAUUAAAAGCAGAUUAUAGAAGGAUGGGCUUGGGGGUGAGAGUAAAUUAACUGUCACAGUCAACCUUUUUGACUACACAGUAUUCAUAUGUCUUUGCUGAUUUAAGUACAGGGCCACUGUUUUCAUGCUUUCACAAUUUGAGUUCUUGGAUUGCUCAUGCUCAGAUGGUCUUAGGAAUACAAGUGAUAGGGAAAAACCCUGUGAAUACAGAGUCCCAGAGGGACUGCUCAGUCUACAUAUUUUAUCAAGUGUGGUAGAACCAGGAGUGGGAGAGGGCUGAAGUCCUGGGAGCUUAGGUUCUGCUUAAACAUGUUUACCACGUAAAGAUCAGAACACAACAGGGACAAGAGAAAAAGGGAAGUCUUGGCUUUGCCAUUUAUCGAACAAAUAUCUGUUGCUCAGACAUCAUCAUUGUGCUAGAACAAUGAACGAACCUGUUUAGCAGCUUGUCUUGUUGGAGAGAAGGGGGGAAAGAAAGAAAUCGGGAGACAAAGGUCCGAGACGGUUCCGGUGUGAUGUGCAUUUGUAGUGCAGUCAGUAGAGCAGAUAGUAUAAUGUCAGGAUAAUUAUUAUAGAUGCUUUAUCGUUAGGUUCGUUUGAGUUGUUUUUUCUCUCCAUUUUGAUGGCACUCAGCUAACCAUUGGUUUCCCACCAGUACAAUCAACCGCUGUGUUCCUAAUGUGAGUUGCAGCCGUGUUAGAAGCUAAGAAGGAAUUGUGAUUAUAACUCUCCUUUAAAUUAUUGUGUACCUAACUGAUCCUUCAAAUAAAGAAAUGCCACUGGAUCUCACCUGUUUACAGUUCUUAAAUUAAUUCAGUAGGUGUUUAUUGGAUAUUUACUCUGUGCUGUGUUGAAGAUUUACUUUGUAUGCUUUUAUUGUAGAUGCACUAAAUACGUGUUUGGCCAAUAAGGUUCAGCGAAAGCCAAAGCCAAAAAUCAUCAUAAAACACACAUCUGGCAUAUAUUAAUCAAAAAUUUAUCAAAAUGUUAAUUAUUACGAUGUUAACUAAUUUUAACAGAGUUUUAAAGUUUGACAUACUGAAAAUAUUUUGUUCUUCUACUGUUGUCAACUGCUAGAUUACUCCUGGAGUCACUACUGUUCGUUUGCAAUAUUAAAUCAACAUUUGCUUUCAAAUGGUGAUGUCGUUUCAUAGAAGGAGUUGUGCAAGCAAGACUUGGUGCAGUAUUUGAAGGGGAUGGUGCCUGCAUAUUUUUAGAAGCAGAUGUGCAAAGUGAGAUUGUUGAUACCAUUUGAAAUUUUUUGAAGUCUGCUAUUUUAGCUUGUACUUGCUGCUUUAUGCAAUCACUUGAGAAAUGUUUGUCAUUAAACCUUAGAUCCAGAAAUCUGGCAUUGGAGUUUGGUAACUGACUUGCAGGAUAGCAAAACUGUGAAUUUCUACCUGCCUUUCAACUUUGCAUUCACCUAAUUGUAACGUUUUCUAUUUAGUGGAUUGAUUAGAAGGAUCAUUCCAGCAUAUGUCCUAUAUUUUUGUAAUUAGUAGUUAGUAAUUACUCUCCUAUUUUGUAAUUACUCUGUAAGAGCCUGACAAUUUAGUUAUUGUUUAAACGGGUUCCAGCAGGUGAAUUACUUUAUCUGAAAGAACCAUUGCUUAUUAGUAAUUUUGUUUCUGUUGGCAGUGUUAUUCAGAGUGCAAUAUUAAUUUUUUUCUAAUGUUAGAUUUUUUUUUAACAUAAACUUAGGUGCUUGAUUGAGUGUAUGACAAAACAACUCCCCAGUCUCCUGUAUAUCUGGUGGUUUGUUUUUGGAGAAUUAUGAAAAUGAUUUACUAUAUUUUUGCUUAUGCAAAAUAUAUUUUGUUAUAUGGUGUUAUAAUUAGUUUCUGAACACACAGCUGAAGAGUGUGAACAAAGCUCAAGUUUGGGAUUCCUUAGCUACUCUUGGCCUCCAUUCAUCAUAUGUGUGCCAUUGUCAGUGAAAAUUUGACCAUAUUUUUCAUUACUGAUUUUCCAUUCUGUUAAUAUUUCUUUAAAUUCGUAGUACAUGUUUUAUGAGAACCAGAAAUUUCUUGGCAGACAAAGCCGAAGUGUGGCUGAAUUCCACAUUAACCCACUAUCUUGUCAAUUUUAAAGGCUUCCCGUUGUUUCUACAGAUCUAAAUGUCUUGAUGAUACAGAGAAAUAGCAUAUGUAAUAUUAAAUAAUGUUUUUAUGCACAACAGAAUAUAAUUCAGCACCAUUUUAUAGUACUGUAUUUUCUCGAAGACCUUUUUGCCUAGGAUUCAGAGCUUGGGUAAAUACAAGAAGUUCUUCGUCUUCAACACUAGAAGUGGUUGGCAGUUUAUAGUUACUGUUUGAUAAGUUUUUCCCCAUUCACACACUUUUAGUCACUGUAAAUUGGAAGAUAUGGAAUUCUUUUAAAGCAUUCUUAUAAAAUCUGUUGUGCAGUUUUUUUUAGAGAGAACAAAGUAUGUUUUUCAGUAUCUCCUUUUUCUCUACUUCAUCAUAUUUCUUUGUGUUCUUUAUUCACUUAUCUGUGUUGACGAUGAAAAUGGAUGUUGGGCUGAUAUUGGAGUUUGUCCUCCUUGUAAAAUUUUGACAGAGCAGGAUUGACACUCUUGUUUUUAAUUCUUUCUCAGAUUUGAAGAAUUCCCAAGUAGGACUUUUGGGGGAAGACUUAAUGGUUUAAAAAGGAAACUAAAUACUUAAACCCACAUUUUCCAAGCUUUUUUUUUUUUUUUUUCCUUUUCCUUUAAUGUUACGAAUGCUCCUCAAUUUUCCAAAGAUGAGAACUAUGAUAUAGGCUGGUCUCCAUUUUUACUUUGGAGCCAUAUUUAUGGUUCUGGAAGGAUAUUAUGUUUAUGCUUUGUUAUUUGGGCAUACUGUAGACUUUCUGGAUACUCCUGUAUACUCCUACCACUUUAUUUCUCUGAUAUUUAACGUUUCAAAAAUUCUUAUUAGUUGCACAGAAGCCUACUGGCUUUUACUGAGAGAGUGAGAGACAGACUUCAUUGAUCUGACUAGGAAAACAUGUGCUCUUUCUAAAUUCCCAGGCCUUUUCUUUUCUUGUCAGUUUUCAGUUGUAUUUAUUUUGCUUUUUCCUCUCCCCUUCUUGGAACACUUCUGAAACUUCACAGAUUUUUAGUUUUCUGUGUUUUUGCAGUCAUUCAUUCAUUCAUCAAAUGUCUAUACUACCUACAACAUCCCCGAGCGUUGUUCCAGGUGCUGGGGGUAGAGUGGUGUAUACAGCAGAUCCCCUGCCUUCUUAAAAGUGCACCUUGCAGUGCAGGCAGCAAGUAGAUAAAGGUAGAAAUACGUGAUAGACGUAUGGUUGGUGAUAAACACGGGUUUGGGAAGAGGAAGCCAUAUUACAGAUGGGCUAGUCAAGGAAGGCCUCUCUGAGGUGGUCUAAUUAAGCAGCGACCUCAGUGAAGUAUGGUAGUUUGUCGCUUGAAGGUCCGUGGACAGAACGUUCCAGCUAGGGAAAAAGGUACAGAGCCUCCAAAGGAGAGAAAUCUUGCGUUAGAGAAACGGCAACAGGCUGUUGUGAAGAACAAUGGGAGGUGAGGCCAGAGGACGUCGGACAGAUCAUGUAGGGUUUUGUAGGGCCUCGUAAGAAGUUUGGAUUUUAUUCUGAGUGUGUCAGUAAGCCAUUGCAUGUUUUUGAGCAGAGAAGGUAUGUGGUUGAUUUAUAUUUUUAAGAGAUUGCUUUGCCUCUUGUAACAAAAACAGAUCGUAAUAGGACGCAAAAGUAGAAGCAGGCUUUUGAAGUAAUCCUGACAAGAGGUGAUGGUGGCAAGAAGAAGGCUAGAAUAGCAGCGAACGAGGUAAGAUGGGGUGUCUUUUAAACUGAUGAGAAAAGUGUACUGAGGAGGAGGAGGAGGGAGAGUCAGUUAUGUCAGGCGGUGCUGACAGAGGAAGUAAGGUGAGGUCUUGAGAAUUGACUAUUGGGAUGAGUAACAUGCGGUUCAUUUGAUGGCCUUGCCAGAACAGUUUUGUUGGUGUAUGGUUGGGCAGAAGCCAGGUUGGAGAGAGGGGGCUUAACAGAGAUGGAGAGAGAUACAAGAUGAUGAGUGCAAGCCACUCUCUUGAGGAAUUCUGUUGCAAAAAGAAGCAAGGGGUAGGGUGGGAACUGGUGAGGGAAGCACAGUCAAGGUAAGUUUUUGUUUUGUUUAAGAUAGAAGUAACUACCGAUGUCAAAGGGAGAGGGAUGGAAAAAGAAAAGCCAUAAAGUACGAAAGAAACUCAGGAAAAAUGGGUUGUUCUAAAUGUUAGACGAAGAAAGUAUUUCAGGAAGACGUGUGACAGACUGGGUCAAAGGCUAUUAAGAGAUCUAGUAAGUUGAAGUGUGAGAAUUGCCCUUUGGAUUUAGCCGGAUGCAGGUUUCUGUGACCUUGACAGGGACCAGCUUCUUUGUAUUGGUGGGAAUAAAAGCCAGAUUGGAAUGAGCUGAAAGAGUGGGAGAUAAAAAGUAGAAGGCAAUAACUAUAGGUAGCUUACAUGGCAAGUUCUUGCUGUAACGACAGGCAAGGGUGCACCUGGGUGGCUCAGUCAGUAAAGCAUCCAACUCUUGAUUUCAGCUCAGGUCAUGAUCUCAUAGUUCAUGACUUCAAGCCCCGUCGGGCUCUACACUGACGGUGCGGAGCCUGUGUGGGAAUGAAUCUCUCUCUCCCUGUCUCCCAGCCCCUCCCCUGCUUGCUCUCACUCAAAAAAUAAAUAAGCAAACUUAAAAAUAAAUGAAUAAAAAAAGGAGGACAGGCAAGAUGAUGUAGAGGAGACAUGAAGCCUUGUAGAACCAGGUUGUGUCUCAGGAACAGGUGCGGAGGGUAGACUGGUUAUUGAUGAAGAAAGGGUGGUAGAAAGAACAGUAGAUGAUUUUCUUUCUUUUUUCUGUAAACAAUGUAGUGAGGUCAUGUCUUGCAUGUGAGGACAGAGGAUAGAUUGUUAGAGGUUUGAGAUGAAAAAUAAAGCCUUGUGGAACGGUCACCUGGUCAAGUGGGAGAGUAGGUUGAUUGGAGAUGCAUAGUAGGAUUAUGGGGCAGAACUGAGGCUGUGCUUCAUGUUAGUGGCCAUACGUUUAAAGUAGAGGUUCUUCACUGGGGCAAUUCUGCCCCCAGGAGGUAUUUGGCAACAUCUGGAGGUAUUGUUGGUUAUUACAACCGGGUGCUGGGGUGAUACCAGUUAUCUAGUGCGUAGAGGCCUUCAAUGCUGCUACACAUCCUACAGUGCCCAGGACAGCCCCACGGCAAAGAAUUCUGUGGUUUAAAUGUUAACAAUGCCAAAUUGAAGAAAUCCUCAUUUAUAGGCAUGCUAAGCAGUACAUUUGUGAGCUUUUCUUUUUUCUCAUCCCUCACCCAGGUAUACGAAGUUUAUAAAGUGGACGUGAAGGAGACUGACACUAAGCGAAUAGAGUAAUUCAGAUUGUGUUCAGUAUGCAGAAGGAAGAAGUUAGGUGAUGUGAUAGAAGGUAAUGAGAUGUAGUGGUAAACUUCUAUGCAAAAAGAUGGCAGACAAAAACUAGUCCGAAGAGAGGAAUUUGAGGGGCCUGAAGAAUGGGAAAAAAAAAAAAAAAAAAAGCCAGCCAUGGGAAAAUCUUUGCAACUAGCAUUCUAGGCAGAAGAGAGCAUUUUAAAGCCCCCCUGAGCUCAAAAGGGUAAAUGAAGCAACAACAUCUCUUAGGAAUUUUGUAGAAAGGGAGGCGAUAGUGUAUUAACAUACAGUUGUGUUUCUGUUGGCUUCUCUAAUUAAAGAAACUUCUUUUCAAAUGUUUUACGGGAAAAUGAUCUAAUGUAUUUAUUAAGUGCCUUUCAUGAGCUCAAAAAUACAUUACACAGACUUUAGGCCCAGAAGAGCAAGUUCCUUUCCAGAUAAUUCACGAACUUUGAAGCAGACCUGUAACAUAAAGGCUCCUAGUCGCAGAAUUUUACCAGAAAUACUGUGAACACUUGAAGUAACCUGGAUCUGGCUGGAUCUGGUGUCUGUGUGUUAAAUUUCUUUUUAGCUUUUUAUUAAAUGCUUACAAUAUUUAGUUUAAUCCAGGGAUUACGAUACAAGUAAUUUGAGAGAGAAUCUUUAGAUUUUUCCUUCUAAAUUCAGAUGUUGUAAGAUUUACAGUUUAUUAUUUUAAAUUAUAAUAUUCAUUAUUUACUUUGAAAUUGUGCUUCUGAAGUAUAUCAAAUGUUUUGGCCCAAGUUUUAUAUAAUCUGAAAAAUCUUUUAUAUCUUUUAGUAUCUCUUUGUCACAUUCAUUUGUUAAUCUGAAACUUAGAAAUGUUAUUAGAACUUUUUUAGAUGUAAAUGAUGGAAACCCACCUCAACUAAACAGGUAAAAAAGGAAAUUGAUUGAAAGAACUUAGGAUAUCGUAAAACCAGAGGAAAAUCCAGCAGCUAAACUGAGGGAAAUGGCAGCUAGAAUUCAGGGACAAGUAGAGAUAGAAAUCAAUGACUUGAGGACCUUGGGACACUUUCCUCUAGUGCAUGCUGGCUUUAUCCUUUUGUGACAGACUGGCUUCCUGUGUGGCAGGAAAUAGGGCUGCCACACACGUUCCAUGGGUUCUGCAGCAGAGAGAUUGCCAAGCAUAGUCACUGAAUGUUUUUGCUUCUGUUAACCCAUUUAAUGAUUUUAGGAACCUUCUGCAGUGGACGUUCAUACUAUGCACAGUUUGCAGAUGAGGCACGGAGAAAUUAGGAAACUUGACUACAGUUGCAAAGCUUGGAAGGCAGUGGCAGAGCUGGAGUUUGGACCCACGCCAUCUGGUGCCUACCAGAGCUGACAGGUUGACAGUUAGCUACCUUCUCAUAUUUGCUGCAGUCAGAGGAUGAUGGGGACUUUUUGUUGUGUUUUUGCCUAAAGAGUUAAACUAUGCCAGACAGGGAUAUGGUUUUAAUUUGUUUAUCAUUAUUAAAAAGAUAUGACAACUGAUAGUGUUAUGGUGAACUGUUUUCAGAUCUUUGAAAAAUUCUGUGAGUUUUAAAAGAAGUUCUUUAUUUUGGGAUGUUUGGGUGGCUCAGCUGGUUGAGUGUCUGACUUCAGCUCAGGUCAUGAUCUCACAGUUCGUGAGUUUGAGCCCUGCAUCAGGCUCUGUGCUGACAGCUCAGCAGAGACUGGAGCCUGGUUCGGAUUCUCUGUCUCCCUCUCCGCCCCUCAUCUACUCAUGCUCUGUCUCCCUUAUUUAACGUUUAAAUAAACGUUAAAAAAUUUUUCUUUUAAAAAUUAUUUAUUUAAGUACUCUGUACACCCAACACAGGGCUUGAACUCAUCACCCCAGGAUCAAGAGUCGCAUGCUCCUCCAGUUGAGCCAGGCUGGCUCCCCAAAUUCCAUGAGUUUUUGUUCAAAGAGACACAUACAAUGUGCUUUGGGUACCAGAUCUACCCUGAGUGUUGUAUGGUAAGGAGACUUUCUGCCUUGGACCACAGUUGUACCACAUCAGUGGUUCUCAACCAGGGAUGAUUCUUCUUGGGGACAUUUGGCAAUCUCUUGAGUCAUUUUUGGUUGUCACAACUAGUGUGUUGGGUUACUCGUGGCCUCUAGUACAAAUAGGCCCAGGAUGUUGCUAAACGUCCUGUAGUAUGAGACAGACCCUUCUCCGCAAAAGAAUUAUUCAUCCCCAAAUGUUAAUAGUGCUGGGGUUGAGAAACCCGUACCAGAUACGCUGGGCCAUUUUCAAACGAAGUGUCUGUGUUUGGGAUGAAAAGGUAAGAAAUUCUAGAUUUUUGAGUACUUGUGGAGAAUGAAUGGGUCAGGACCAAGUAUGAUGCACUUUGAGCAGUUUAGGGUCACAUUAGGCUAGGGUGCCUUGAAAGAAGGACCAAAUAGUGGAAGAAGUUUACAGAGGGAGAUGUGGGAAAACGGAGCAGACAAACUUGGCCAAUUUUGAUUAUUUUCCUUGAGGAUCGACUAUGCAUACAAGUAAGAAGGUAAGGAAACCUAAUCUCCCUUCCUCCCUGUACCUGAUGAUGAUCUCAUAGGAUAUUUCUUGGCAAAAAUGGACUAAACUUGGGCUUUGUUAUUUACUCUGAUUUAUUACAUUGAAAUUCAUUAAUAACUUGACUCUGGUUUGUAUUAAAGAAGUAGAGCUCUUAUAUUUUGAGAGUUAGUUUGUGAUUUUCAGGUUACAGUGACAACAACAGCCAGCAUUUAUUGGGCAUUUUGUGUGCCAGACACUGUGCUAACAAGUCAGUGGUUAAUCUCAUUGAGUUCUCAUAACCCUUUAAAAUAGUUACUCUGAUUUGUAUAUUUUACUGUUGAAGAAAAUGAGUCCCAGAAAGAUUAAUUAGCAUCCUCAAGGUCAGGCAGCUUGUCAGCUGGAGUUGGAAUUCCGGUUUCAUUCCAUAGAGUACACUCUUAACCACCAGCCGGCGUGAUGCCUUUUUCCUCUUAGAGACAUUACACUUCUUUCUUAUGCUUAUUUCCCAUCUGUAGUUGAAGUUUUGAUACCAUUAGGUAAUUCUUUGUAUAUCUGCUCUUAGUUCUUGGUAGGGAAUUUAUAUAUGUUUGGAAACAAAUAUUCCAUAAAUUUAAGCUGUGAGAUAUACUAUUUCCAAAUGGUUUCAAAGGAAAAAAGUAACUCUUGAGUAAAUUUGGUAACCAGUGUGAGAUCUUAUUUAGAUGUGAUGAUUUUGGAAAAAUGCUUGUACUUCCCGUGUAUAAAAGCUUAGAAUUAAACUUUUUUACAGUGUAUAAGGUAUUUAAGAUGAACUGUUUCCUCUUAGCUUUAACCUCAGUUUAUCCAUCUGUGUAAGACAUUGUACAAAAUCUUUCCAAUGAAGUUCUGUGUAAUAAGGAUUUUAAUAUCAAAAAUAAGAUAGAUUCUGACCUCUCCCAUUGGAGGAAUAUUGUUUUAAAAGAGAGAGGACUUUUCAGUAUUUGUCAUAUUUAUUGAAUAAAUUUUAACAUUUGUGAAUUUAACACUUGUGAAUACAUUUUAACAUUUUCUAAGAAGUGUGUGUGUCCCUGUGCCACACUUUGACCUUUAAAGCAAGUAACUGUUAUGCAUAUGCUGUUACUUCCUCUUUGGGAAGCUUAAAGUUAGGUACCCCUGCCAUUGCCCAGGGAGUAGUAGGUGGAGGAAGAGGGGAAUGGACCACACAGGUGGCUGAAAGUCCUAACUCUUUUCAAAUUUUUUUAUAAUGGGGGUGAAUAAUAAGAUGUCUUCUUUCAUUGAUUAAAUGUUGAUUAAUUACAAUCAAUGUUGAUUCAUUGAUUAAUUGUUCCUUUUAUGUUUUCAUUUCAUUCAUACUUGCCAACAGUUAAUAUUUGGAGAAAACAUAUUGAAACUUGGAGAGGGGAGGAUGUGGGGUGCCUGUGAUCUCAUAGUCUGCCUUCCCUAGAGUUACUGCAACUUCAAGGUUUCAACUUGGUUUCCUGGAUGUUCCUGACACCUCCUUCCACCUUCAUCCUCCCUGAGUCAUGGCAAAUUUUGGUACAAGAUUUAUGCCAAUGCCUUAUUUUUACUGUUCAUCCUCUGCAAACUUACUAAGUUGUGAUGAUGUUUGCUGGCUCCAUUUUGCUUGUUUGCUGUGUUAACUUCCAAGUGACGUACUUCAUAUGGUUGUAUAUAGUUGAUACUGUUGAAUUAUCAGCCUGUGAGUGAAACAGUGAAAAGUCUGAUUAACCUUAGGAGUAUAGAAGAUGUAAGAAAUACUGGUUUAUGUGUGGUAAAAAUUUUUAAAUGGGUCAUCAACUGAUAACUUCCUUUAGUCUUUAAUGGUUAAAUGUGGUUUGAACGCCAUCUUCCUAGUAUUCUCAUUAGGGUUUAAUUUUGCAAGAAGGAAACUAUCCUUAUUAUUUAAAAAUAAUGGUCUCAGUCUUUACUUAUUUGAGAGAUCUAUUUUUGAUGUUAAUUUAAAUUGAGAGUGUAUGCCUCAAACAUUUUAAAGGAGUAACACUAGCAUAGAUAUUAAUCAAAUGUAAAUAUUGCAAGUAAUAUGUAAAAAAAUCUAAUCUUUUUUCCAGUCUUGCUUUAUGUCACUUUUUUGAUAUGUGGAAAAGAGGGACAAGAGUUACAAACUCAGAGCCAAAUGUGCUUUUGUUGUUCCAAAUUUUCAAUGCCAGAAGUAUAUAAACCUGCACCUGUUGGUAAUUAUGAGCAAGCCAGCCUUUGCCGAAUCCCAGGCCUCUGCUUAAAAUUUUUUUUACUGGAACUAAAUGAUGUUGCCAUUUUUAUUUUUAGGUUUGCUGGCAUGGGUAAUCUCAUUAAGGUGCUAACCAGGGACAUAGACCACAAUGCAGCACAUUUUUUCUUGGACUUUGAAAGUAAGUCUCUUUAGCCCUUCACAGCUGGUGCAUAAUGGUAAAGGUGAAAGAUGAACUAUAUUCACACCGCAGUGAAGGCUGGCCCGAAUAUUUGUUAAUAAGAUAUGGGGAUCAAACAAAGUUUGCAUGAUUUUUUUCUCAGUCGUAGGCAAACAUCACCAUCAUAUGUAUAAUUCUUUAGUUUUUCAUUUGCUAAAAUCAUGUUGAGUCUGUAGCCAGUGCUGUCCUUUCAUUAGUCCAUGAAGCAAGCAGCCUUAUGAUGAACAUUCUAAUAGUAUGCCUUGGUGACUACGCCCAGCAACGUUUGCUCAGAAUCCUCUGAUAGUUUUAUAAAAAACCAGAAUCGUGCUGCAUAUCCAGAAUCAAUACUUUAAACAACUUCCACAAAUUUAUAAAUAAUCCAAAUUUGGUUAGAAAUAUAUGCAUUAUUUAAUGGCAUGCAGGAAGUAAGUUGAAUAUUCUGUGUUAAGAUGAAAUGCAAAGGUGAGCUGUGGCCAAAACACUUAAUAUUUGGCUUUGAAAUAAAUUGUUGUUUCAGUGCAAUAUUAAACGAGAUUAUGUGUGAAUGAUUCUUGAUAAGAAAUUUCUUUUUCAGAAUACUAGCACUAUUGGAAUACUUAAAGAAUUUUUCAUUAUAAGGCCAUUAAUGAAACUUGUCUUGGGAGACUUUUGAGAAGAAGUAGAGCAACAGUCGUGCCAUUGUGUGCAGGAAAACCACAUUUCACCUCUAGGUCCUACAUACCAACACCUUGAGAACCUGGUUUGCUGUUUGCCAGAGCACAGUCUGGGCAACCCUGAAGGACGAAUUCAUGGCCUAAUGAACAUUUUCCCUGUUACUUUUUUUUUUUUUUUUUUUUUUUUUAAUAAAUUUCAGAUGUUCUUUUUUAUAAAGGGAUAUUUUCUCUUUUCUCAUUCUUGUCUUGACAGGUACCUUAACAUGGGGAAUCUUCUUAAAGUUUUGACAUGCACAGACCUUGAGCAGGGGCCAAAUUUUUUCCUUGAUUUUGAAAGUGAGAAGAUGAUUUUCUAUCUAUUUCUCUUUGCCUGCCGUAGACUGCGUCUGUCCUGCACUAAACGAAUGUUUCCACUUUGCCAUCUUUUUAACUGCUUUGCAUGACUGAGCUAUGAAUUGUUUGAGUAAAAUUUCUGGUGCCUUCUAGAACUGGAAAUCAUAUUUUAUAGAUUGCAUUGUAGUAAAAUGUUUUCACUUGAAGUUUUGUGAGAGAGUCCUAUCUCCUGGUUGGACAUUAGUUUAUAAUUGGAGAUCUCUACUGAAAACAUUUGAGAUACUCCGAUGAAAACAUUUGUAUGAAAAAAUUGUGGUGGAAAGGACAAAUGCUACUUUGAGAUUUGUUAAUAGAAGCCAUAUUUGGGGAAAAAUUUGUUGCAGCUGAGAAAAAUUGACUAGGUUUUAAUCAUUCUAUGUAUCUAUUGAAGUAUUUUAAAUACAAAUCUGUUCAUGAAGGCCAUUCAAAGCUCAGUAAUUUGGGCAUAAUAUUAAAAGGUAAGUGUGAACCUUAAUUAUUUAAUCUUUACAGAUAAUUUGAAAAGUUAAACUCAUUAUAUGUAUUUAUUUCAGGAAUUCAUUUUUGUUCUAACUCUAAAUAAAAAGAAAAAUAAUGGGUUCACAGACCUUUAAGUAAUUUGCCUUCUGUUUGUUUUAUGUUGCAUGACCUAUUGUAAUAUGGUCUAAGAGUGGCAGAUGCCCAGCCUACAGAGUCUGAGAAGGAAAUUUAUAAUCAGGUGAAUGUAGUAUUAAAAGAUGCAGAAGGUAUCUUGGAAGAUCUGCAGUCAUACAGAGGAGCUGGCCAUGAAAUACGAGAGAAGCAGCACUAAGAGGCCUUCUGGGAGCCUUGACCAGUACCCCGUACUCUCCCACGCAGCAUCUAGAGCGAGAGCAGGCUCUUGCCAAACAGUUUGCGGAGAUUCUUCACUUCACGCUCCGGUUCGAUGAACUCAAGAUGACAAAUCCCGCCAUACAGAAUGAUUUCAGCUAUUACAGAAGAACAUUGAGUCGUAUGAGGAUUAAUAACGUUCCAGCAGAAGGAGAAAAUGAAGUAAAUAAUGAAUUGGCAAAUCGAAUGUCUUUGUUUUAUGCUGAGGCAACCCCAAUGCUGAAAACCUUAAGUGACGCCACGACAAAAUUUGUAUCAGAGAACAAAAAUUUACCAAUAGAAAAUACCACAGAUUGUCUAAGCACCAUGGCCAGCGUAUGCAGAGUCAUGCUCGAAACACCGGAAUACAGAAGCAGAUUUACAAAUGAAGAGACAGUGUCAUUCUGCUUGAGGGUAAUGGUGGGUGUCAUAAUACUCUAUGACCACGUACAUCCAGUGGGAGCAUUUGCCAAAACUUCAAAAAUUGAUAUGAAAGGUUGUAUCAAAGUUCUUAAGGACCAACCUCCCAAUAGCGUAGAAGGUCUUCUAAAUGCUCUCAGGUACACAACAAAACAUUUGAACGAUGAGACUACCUCCAAGCAAAUCAGAUCCAUGCUGCAAUAGCAGCCCUGGGCGGGCGCCUGCUGUGGACAGAAGACAGUAUUCUGCAGUGGCUGAGAAUGCACAGUUUUUAGUGAUUGCAAUUACUAUCUCAUGUACUCCUGCUUUUUAUUUCUUUCCUCUGUUCCUCUUCCCUCUUUUUUAAUCAUGUUCUCGUUCUCAAGACUUCUUUUCUGUGCCAAAACCAGUAAAGUUCUACUCUGAAGGGACACUGUCCUUUCGAAUGGGCCAUCUAAGGCAGCUAAUUCCGCAUUGCAUUGGGGUCUCUACUGAGAAAAAUUCUGUGACUUGAACUAAAUAUUUUUAAAUGUGGAUUUUUUUUGAAAACUAAUAUUUAAUAUUGCUUCUCCUGCAUGGCAAAACUGCCUAUUCUGCUAUUUAAAAACCGUCAACGACUUUAUUUUCUACUGCCGCUUUUUUCAUGUGCAGCCAAAAUGAAAAUGUUUAAAUUAACUGUGUUGUACAAAUGGUACCCAACACAAACUUUUUUUAAAUUAGUAAGACUUUUGUUUAAAGUUUUAAGUUUGCAUUUUGACUUUUUUUGUAAGGAUGUAUGUUGUGUGUUUAACCUUUAUUAACUAACGUUAAAAACUGUGAUGUGUGCGUAGAAUAUUACGUAUGCAUGUUCAUGUUUAAAGAAUGGCUGUUGAUGAUAAAAUAAAAAUCAGCUUUCAUUUUUCUAA
Molecule: messenger RNA, 24360 nt
Organism: Panthera uncia (snow leopard)
Lineage: Eukaryota; Metazoa; Chordata; Mammalia; Carnivora; Felidae
Gene: CYRIB
Product: CYFIP related Rac1 interactor B
Exons: 11
Coding region: 23144-23680 (178 amino acids)
Biological process (GO): positive regulation of T cell activation; regulation of actin filament polymerization
Molecular function (GO): small GTPase binding
Source: RefSeq, a predicted model, not a curated record